This is a messenger RNA of Vanessa tameamea, 3832 nucleotides long. Its product is annotated as protein RCC2 homolog. Gene Ontology annotation, biological process: negative regulation of GTPase activity. Gene Ontology annotation, molecular function: small GTPase binding. Gene Ontology annotation, cellular component: membrane. Lineage: Eukaryota; Metazoa; Arthropoda; Insecta; Lepidoptera; Nymphalidae. The coding region runs from base 165 to 1607 and encodes 480 amino acids. The record is from RefSeq and is a predicted model, not a curated record. The transcript is spliced from 13 exons.
AUCUAAACUUAUUUUAUGAAAGAAAACACGGAUGAUAUGGGAUAAUAAUAAUUUUUUCGCGGUAUCCCCAUCAUUAUACUUAUACUUUAAUAGCUAGCGCUUGUUCGGACAUACCUUUAGCAUAUAAUUUUCUAUAUUUUGUAUCUUACUUUCAAGCUGUGAUCAUGUCGAACAAUGGGAACCGUAAAAGAGUAGCACCCCCCUCUGGACGUCCAUAUAAAGUUCGAAAACCACGUAAACACCAAUCUGAAGAUGAAGAUAGUAAUGAUUCUUCAACAUCAGAUCAAGCACAAGAACUACAAAGAGAACCUUCACCAUUACCAGAUGAACCAACUGAAAAGUUACCAGAAGAGCUUUUAAAGACGUUUUAUAAAAAUCCAGGAAUCCUCAUGAUAGCUGGACUAGUUUCGUGGGAUUUAGUUGCAAAGAGAGACAACAACCCAUCAAAAAAGACUCAUCCUAAUUUAUAUACAUUCCAUAAAUUUACAGAUCGCAAGUACAGACUAAUAGUUAGUGGAUGCAGUGCUGGUCAUUCAAUUCUGGUGUCUGAUGAGGGAGAAGCAUAUACUUUUGGGCGUAAUACGUGUGGCCAACUUGGAUUUGGUGAUACAACAACUAGAAAUGUUCCAGAGGCAGUGCCCACUCUCAAAGGCUUCAAUAUAAUUCAGGCUGCAGCUGGCAGAAACCACAGCUUGUUUGUGACAGAUACGGGCACGGUAUAUGCUUGCGGAGACAACAAGAGCGGCCAGUGUGGUCUAGGGAACACCACACCUCAGAUACUCAAACCCACCCGUAUCAGAUACACAGGGGCUCCUGUUGUCAAGGUUGGUUGUGGAGCUGAAUUCUCCAUGAUAUUGGAUUGCAAUGGAGCUUUGCAUUCCUUUGGUCUUCCAGAGUAUGGGCAAUUAGGUCACAACACCGACGGAAAGUAUUUUUUGACGUCCACAAAGCUCUCGUAUCAUUUCGAAACUGUACCGAAACAUAUUGCAUUCUUUUUCGAAAAGUCUAAAGACGGUCACGUGACGCCGAUCAAAGAUGUCGUCAUUGUAGACUUCUCCUGUGGAAACAACCACACGGUGGCAAUAGACUCAUCGAAGCGGGCGUUCAGUUGGGGCUUCGGUGGCUUCGGUCGUCUUGGUCACGCAGAGCAGAAGGACGAGAGCGUGCCUCGUCUCAUCAAGUACUUUGACUCGCACGCGCGUGGGGUACGCUCCGUGCACUGCGGAGCUACAUACAGCCUUGCUGUCAACGAACUAGGUGCACUUUUCAUGUUUGGACAAACUAAACGCACCGGCGAAGCCAACAUGUAUCCUAAGCCUGUGCAAGACCUUACAGGCUGGAACAUACGCAGUGUGGGAACAAGUAAUACAUCGAUUGUAAUAGCUGCCGAUGACUCCUUGAUUGCUUGGGGUGUUUCGCCUACUUACGGGGAGUUGGGCACUGGUGACAUAAACAAAUCGACAGCUAGACCUAAGGAAGUCAGUCGAAUGGAUGGAUUGAACAUUACCCAAGUUGCUAUGGGUUAUUCCCAUACUCUGCUACUGUGUGACAGUUCAACAGAGGAAGUGAAGUUGAAACUGGCCUCUAUGCCCACUUUCGACCCCUAGAUGCUGUACCUGUUGCAUUCAUUUUUAUUAAGCAAAUAUUUCAUAAAAAAAAAUACCUUAUGGUGGAUCGUACGAAAAGUACACACUUUGAAUUUAAUUGAAGUCAUUCAUUAGAUAGUAAAAAUAUAUGAACAUUUCACUUAAUUAUUUCGACAAUAUAAAACUCCAAUAAGUGAAAGAUUUAGAAAAUGUUUGUAUAAUUUCUAUAAUAGUUUUUAAGUAAAUAUACAAAUAAAUCUCAUUUGCAUAAUUCAAGACUGUUAUUUAAGUAUUACAUUAAAUCGGGUAGAGAACUAGUGAUGUCUGGUAACAGUUUUAUUAUCUACAUACUAAUGUUAAGCUACACUAUAAUUGGAAAUUUAAAAUUUACUAACUUAUAAAAUAAUACUAUAUUUUCAGUAUUGUAUCACAAAAUACUGUCUCAAUUUCAAGUUAGAUUGUUGUUUCUUUUUGCUGUUUGGAAUUUACCUUAAUUUUUUUUAUUAAAAUUAAGUAAUUACCAGUAUUCAAUCUCUUUUAUCCAGCUCACGUUUUGUAAUUGUAUAGUAAUAGUAUAUUUUAUAGAACUACAUAAUACAAGUUAUAUAAAGAAACUCUUACCUCAUCACGAGCAGGCCUUGUUAUUUGUUUUAAACUGUUACCGUAGUUGUCUCGACAUGUUAUCAAUUCCAAAUACCUCUACAAACUCAUUCACUGCCUCACUAUAUUCUCAAUUUAAAUAGCACACGUGACCUCUAUACAUGACAUGUGCAAAUUAUGUUUAAGUUUACCUUAGAUAUAUUUUUUUAUAACAAUUGCUUUAAUUGAUCUAUCCAGAUUAUACUAAUUUUAGUUAAUAUAAGUUUUUUAGACUAUGAUUUGUAAAGCCGGGGACAAUAUCAUAAAGACAAACUUUCAGUUGAAUGAUGUAACUAUUGUGCUAUGAAAAUUCUUGUUUCAUAUUAUUUGUAUUAAUAAAAUAAUUUUUAAAACUGUCGAUAAAGUCUGAUUUCUGAACUACUUUAAAUUCUAUAAUUCCUGAUAUGUAAAGCAAAUGUUUACAAUAUAGUUGCUUAUUAUAUAUACGUUACUUAUACACAUUGAUAUUAGGCCCAUGAAGAUUAAUAACAGUAUGGUUCAUACCAUGUACCAAUCUGAGUUGUAAUGGUUGGGUCUGGCUGGUGCGCUCAAUAAGAUUCAUCGAAUUAUCAUAGGUUAAUAUUAUACAGAACACUUUACUUUAUAUUAAAUAUAGUAAAUUUAAUUCUGUAAUGCGAUAAAAUAUAUAACAUUGAUAAGAUAAUUUUAAAGCAAGUACUUAAAGUUGUUUAACAUUUCUAUUUUCCAAUGUCCCCGGCUAGCAAGGUCCACCUCUAUUUGAUAUCUUAGUAUACGACAUUAGUAAUAGUACUGUACACUUUACAAUCUUGUGUAUCUACUUAUAGACAUUUUCUACAAGUUUAUGGUGAGAUUUCUCAAUUAAAUUUAAGGGUUUUUAUCAGUGUACUUAGUCAUAAUGUUAUUUAAAAUGUGUUUAAGAAUUAGUAUUAUUGUAUAUCAAGUAAUCUGCGCUAGUGUGUAGUUACUAAUCAUUCCGAAACAAGUUACUCUUUUUUUUAAUAAUGUUCGAUAGGUUUUUGUGUAAUGUUAAAAUAGAUCGAAGGAUUAAUGUUUAAACAAUCAUAAGUUUCAGUGGUAUAAACUUAAAAAUAGUUGACUGCACAAAUUGUAGUAUGCACAAUGUCACUACUAUGCGACAGUGCUGCAUGUUGUCAUACUUUGAUGUUUGAUAAUUAUUUGGUCAAGGAGUAAGUUUAGAAAUUAAUUUGCUGAGUCUGCCUGUAAGACACAACAGAAAAGUAAUAAAAUUAUGUAUAAACCAAUUCAUAUAUUUUAACAUAGUUAUCAUUAUUUUUCUGUGUCAGUGUCUAUGUUUUAAUUAGAUUUAAAUGCCUAAUGUUACAAAAGUUUUAAGUAUCAAUAGUAAAAUUAUAAAACUAUAUUUGUUUAUGCAGGCAGAACAAUUACACUCAAACAGUUCGUAAAAUAAUAAAACUUAUUGUUAGCUUUACACAAUGUUAAAAACUGCAGAUUUUACUUGAUACAUUGUUUCUUUAUAUCGUAAGUUUAAAUCAAACAAUGUUGUUAACCACUCUCGAAAACUUUUAAUUUGAUAUAAUUAAUUCUUGCCAACGACACAUUAUACCGAUUAGAUACUUUUAAAUAAAUAAAUGUUUUAAUUAAAA